CUCCCUCUCCUUGUUUUAAAGGGCCCGGUCGGUAGAGCGAGUGGCCGCCCGCCCUCCCCCGGCCAUGGCCGGCGUGUCCCAGCGGGAGGUCCGGAAAGCGGCUGAUCGGCGGCAGAAGCGAGUGCUGGAGGAGCAGAGGGCCAGGAUCAAACUGGUCUCCAAAAUCCUACAAAAACCAGAACAACUACGAACAAAGGAUGACCUCACUAUGCUUGCAGCAUGUGUUGACACUGUGCAGGAGUUGCAAAAGCGAAAGCAGAAGACCGAGGCACGAAAGAGGAAACUUGAAGAGGUUAUAGAUGAGCCUGAAGAACUAAGGAGAAAAAUUAACCUUCUGGCAGCAGCUAUUCAGGAAGCACAAUACCCAGUGAUCUAUUCUGGUGCAGGGAUCAGCACGGCUGCAUCUAUCCCAGAUUACAGAGGCCCCAAUGGGGUGUGGACAUUAUUGCAGAGUGGUAGGGAAGUGAGCACAGCAGACCUCAGUGAGGCAGAACCCACCUUGACUCACAUGUGCAUCACACAACUUUACAAAGAAAAACUGGUGCAGCAUGUGGUGUCUCAGAAUUGCGAUGGAUUACAUUUACGUAGCAGUUUACCUAGGAAGGCACUUUCAGAACUACAUGGAAAUAUGUACAUAGAGGUUUGCACAUUUUGCUCUCCUAACCGAGAAUACAUUCGUCUGUUUGAUGUUACUGAACGCACAUCACUACACAGACACAAUACUGGAAGAAAGUGCCACAAGUGUGGCGGUGAACUGCGAGACACAAUUGUGCACUUUGGGGAAAAGGGAACACUGGAGCAGCCACUGAACUGGAAAGGAGCAGCUGAGGCAGCCAAGAAAGCUGAUGUCAUCAUUUGUCUCGGAUCCAGUUUAAAGGUUCUUAAAAAGUAUGCAUGUCUUUGGUGCAUGAGCAGGGUACCUCACAAAAGGCCAAAGCUGUACAUAGUAAAUCUACAGUGGACACCAAAGGAUGAUAUAGCUACACUGAAGAUCCAUGCAAAAUGCGAUGAUGUCAUGCAAUUGCUAUUGGAAGAACUUCACCUUGACAUUCCAUACUAUGACAGGUCCAAAGAUCCUAUUUUCAGCCUAGCCACUCAGCUGAGACCAGGUGAAGAAGACAGUCAUAGCCGCAAACUACUAACCAAGGACAGUCCAGGAAGCGUGGGUUCCGCUGUCUCUGGCGGUUGGUAUGGAAAAGGUUGUGCAAAAGGCAGAAGAAAGAAGAAAAUCUAAACUGGGAACGCUGAUUGUCAUUGUUUACAUUUUUCUGAUUUUAAUUUUCCCUCCUUCCUCAUACAACCUCCGUUCCUUGGGGAAGGAGCAGAGCUAAUGCCAGAUUUCUGCAAACCCUGAUGCCAAUACUGCAUACUGCUGAUUCAGUAGACUGUGUGCUGGCUGCAUGACUAGGAGUUCCAUUUUGCAUCUUAGGUUGUUCGAGAACACCCAUCCUGGCUUGUGAUUUGAACUAGUCUGUUAAUGCGAGCCCUCAGGGUGCCACAGUAUUAAUUGGGCUGCUAAGUUUCAAACAGUUGAAACUUAGUGGGCUACCUGGUUUAAAAUCACGCGACAUCUGAGGUUUGGCCACUAAAGGUUCUGUAAGAGGUACAGCAAACAGGGAGAGUUGAAGUACUUUGGCCAAAAGGCAUUGACAGGCAACUGAAUAUGAUUUGGGUCCACCUGCUACCAGUAAUAAAGCAGUACCUCCCUGGUGCAUCUACAUUUAUUGCAGUAUGGAAAGUGAAACAAUGCAAAGUUAAAACAGUUGAUCUUUCACAUCUAUUUUUGGGCAAGUUUAGUUUCAAGGUACACAUUCUGUGUAUGCUUACACUACUGCUUAAUGCACUCUGCCCUUGGUUUCCUGCAAUGAAAAUACAAGACAAGAGAACAGACAAUUGUCACAAGUUUUCCUCCCCUUCUGAAGUUGAAAAUGACCUCCAUUCAAUGCCCAGUAGAAAGUGCUGGAGACAAGUGUGGAACAAGUGAGGUUUGCAAAUAAUUUUCCAGUGCAAGCCAUUCAAAUUAUGCCCACAAGCCAGGGUAGCCCAAGUGGAAAUUCUAGACCUAUUUCUGUAACCUUUCCUUUAAUAGAGCAGGUAAUUUGAAAAAAGUCUCUCACCAACCUUGAUUUGUGACUUCCUGUUAAAUCAGCUACUUGAUUCUUAAGAAAAUGCAAACCAGUUCCAGUGAUAUCAAAUGUUGACGUUAAACACAGAAACAGUAGCUGUGUGCUGAAAUAGCUUUUGUAAAUGCAUUUGCUUGUGCCAAAUUUCAAUUUUUAAAAUUUCAAUUUUGUCUGCAGAGCAGUGAUUCUCAGCCACUUUCCAUCUUCAGUAAUGGCAUCAAAGCAGAUAAGCCUGUCUGUAGCUCUGCUGGUGCUCUGAAAGAUUUAACUUAAAUUUUGAAAAAGUUAGAGAAACCACAGAAGAAAAUAAAGCUUUUGAGUAUAUUUUGCACUAGGAAAUAUUCAAUUUACAAUGCCAUUUGUAUGUCUUUGUUUACUUAUAUUGCAUAUUUGGACUACUUCUUGAAGAAUUUUCAAAACCACCUCUUCUACACAGGGAUUUUUCUAAUGAUUGGUUGCUUUUCUAGAUUUACUACUCUUGCUCAUUGUUGGAGCCCUCUAAUAUGUUGCUUUACAGUUUAUUGUAAUGCUGCAAGCUAGGCUAUCGAUGGAUUGAUCCUGAAACAAUCCCACCCUAAUAUAAUCCUUCAUUUCCUCUGCUUUGCAGUUUCCUAAUGUACCCAAAACACUGUCUGGCUGUAAACAAUAUGGAUUAUACAUAUUGCAACAUGUAGAGCUCCACCUAUUAAUCAGCUGAAGUUUUAAUGUAAUAUUGAAUGUAGAUAGUUUCCUAUCAGGGAAAAGUAUAAUCCUUGUACAAAUGUUCAAAACAUUUUAUAGUUAUGCAAUUUGCUGACAUUGGAGCAUAGUUCUAAAUGUGAAAGAUGGACUCUUUAAUGAAAUAGUUCAUUUGUUCUCGGGAAAGUCAAGAGUGCCAAUACUUCAAUUACUUUGCAUACAUGCAAAAGGACUGGCAGCUGCUGUGAAAGUUCUGGUAUUUAUCCUAGAGUCCAACUAUGUGAUUGCCUGGAGUACAAUGUCAUUAUGUCAUUAACUGGGUUUGUUCCCAAAGGUCUUUCUCAGCUUUCUAGCUUAUUUCAUUCUGUUCUGAAUCGUCUUGUUCCUCCUUCAGGUACCAUGCCCUAAGAGGGUGUUGGUGACCAUGGACUUCCAUUGGAUUGGUCCACGAUUAUGCUUAGCAAAGUACUACAGUGGUUAGCCGUUGUUUUCUGCAGCAUGGCUGACCUAGAACCAUCCUGCUCUUUUCUGCCUGCCUUCAGGCAUAACGCUGAUAAUCAACCUGUUUGACGACAUUAUAAAUGCACCUUCAGUGACCAUCAAGUCCUGAAGUGGUACUUGAACCCAGAGCUUAUGGCCCAGAGGAAGGGAUGCUCCCCCUGCGCCACAAGACCUCCUUUGUUCUAAAUCAGAGAAUGAAAAAAAGUGUGCUGUGUUUCAGGAUCAAUCUGCCAGCCUUGAGACAACACUGAAUGUUGUGGCUUGUUUUUAAUACAACUUAAAUAGUUUUAACACCAAAACCAUGUAAGGACAUGUAUAAAAACGGGUAUUUUUUUAGUUGUAAAAUAGACUGCGUGUUCAUAUUCUGACAGUUAAUGAACGAAUUGACUGUUAGUAUCCUAAAAGUGAAUGAAUUGAUUAAAUGGUAAAACAAAAGUAAAAUACUGGAAAUCUGAAGUAAAAGCAGUGGAUUCAGUGAUAGUAUCCUGACAUUGGAUGGACAGAUUGAGUGGCGGUAUCCUGGAAGUGAAUAAGCGCAUUGUGUGUCACUAUCAGAUUAAGUGGCAGAUUCCUGGCAGUGUAUGAGUGUGAGAAUGUAUAUUUUGUUAAAAGAUGCUGCUGUUUUUAUCUGACUGAGCCUGGGUUUUUUUCUGUUUGUAAGCUUAAAACAUUCUGCAGUCACUAAACUCAUUCUUACAUCUAAUAAUGCUGAGUGAAUUAAGCCCAGGGAUGGCUUUUCAGGGUCAAAAUAAAAAAAAGCAAAAUUGACAGAUUUGUGAGCACAGGGCUUGGACUGACUUAUAAUUUUAAAAUCCUGAACACUGUCUUAUGCCUUCUUUCAACUAUUCUUAAUGUUUUGUAAUGUUAUGUGAUGUAAACAAGAAAAUUGUUCAGCUUUCCAGCAACAUCAGCCUAUGCUUUUAAACAUGUAAAAAAUAGUGAGGUUCAAACAUGUGGUUGUAAAUUUAACACCUGGGUUGUUCUCUACUUGUGUGUCACUAGUCAUGUAAUUGUCUCACAUAUGCCUGUUACACUUACAGGGUUAAUAUUUUUGUGUGCUGUGUGUCUAUGGAGUCCCAGAUAGAACUUUACAUAAUAGCAUUUCAUGUUACAGAAGUGAGAAAUCGCCUUCAUGUUACUGGAAGAUGAACAAGCAUAAAAUUGAUGAUCACUUGUAUAGAACAACCCAUCUGUGGUUGCACUUUAUUUGAUAUAAGUUGUCAAUCGUAUUACAACAGAACUGUAAUUAUUUUUUAAAUAAACGGUCCUAAAUGGA
Molecule: messenger RNA, 4578 nt
Organism: Carcharodon carcharias (great white shark)
Lineage: Eukaryota; Metazoa; Chordata; Chondrichthyes; Lamniformes; Lamnidae
Gene: sirt7
Product: sirtuin 7
Exons: 10
Coding region: 65-1234 (389 amino acids)
Molecular function (GO): NAD+ binding
Source: RefSeq, a predicted model, not a curated record